CUUUUAUUUUGAAGGCGGUCUCAAUCCGUGCGCCUUGACGCAGCAGCGUGGAUCAAGUGGACUUUACUCUGACAGAUAAGUCCUGAAAGUUGCCCCCGUCACGAGGAGCGGCUUAUGCAUUGAGGUCAGACCGUGUGGGGCAGUGAAGAGCCGGGAGAUGACCGACCUGUGGGUUUCCGUAGCGGUGCUGGGGGUUUCGGUGCUCCUCAGCGAGCUGAUCCGCUCCGCAGCGCGUCUGUUCCCGAGAGAUUACCGGAUUUACCUGCUGGAGGCGGCGUCCACAUUCCAGCUCUGCUGCUGUACGCAUGAACUCAAACUGCUGGGAGACUCGGCCCAGCUGGAGCUCAGUUACGGCCUGGCUCUCACCUACACGGUGACUCUUGUCCACGUGGUAACUUUCCAGGACGCGACCUGUAACCCCACCGCAGCUCUGGAGAGCGUGUGCCGCGGAACCCGCAGCUUAAGGGCGGCCGGCGUCCUCAUUACGCUCCAGUUCGCAGCUGCCGUCGCCGCGCAGUCUUAUGUCGCCUCCGUGUGGUCGCAGGGUCUCUCCGACAUCCACCUGCAGCACCAGAGCACUGACUUCAGGUGCUUCGAUCCCCUAGGCGGGACGCUGCUGGAGGCCGUGGUGGUGGAGCUGGCCUGCGCCUUCGUUUUCCAGGCUGCCUGCAUGCACGUCCACAAACUGGACGAAAGACUCCAGGUGCACUUCAUCGCUGCUGUUGUAACUGCAGCAGUUUAUGCAGGUGGAGAGAUUUCCGGAGCCAUUUUCAACCCAGUAUUGGCCUUCUCCGUUCAGUUCCCCUGCAGCGGCCACACCUACCUGGAGUACUGUUUUGUGUACUGGCUGGGACCAGUUUUAGGCGUGGUGAGCUGCAUCCUGCUGUUUGAGAAGAUCAUCCCUUUCCUGUUUGGUGGGAGUACCGUUGGUCUGGACGUUCCUGCCGUCCAAAAAAAGAAGACCCAGUAGGUGCGAGUGGGAAAAACCGUGCCUGUUUUUAAAGCUUUUUAUUCCUCAUGUCUUAACGGAUAACAGCAGCACAGCCAGCUUUUGUUUUUCUUUUGUUAUUAAUGCUGCAGUGCAGGGUUGCCUCACCUUCAAAACGUCUGUGAACACAUAAAAAAACAAUACACACUGUAAUGUAUGGGUACUGUCAGGGUAAAACGCACUUUUAUUGUCACUGAACAGCAAAUGUCAGCUAAGAUGUCAAAUACACUGUUAGAAAGCUGGCAUCUAAUCAGAACACAAAAGUGGCUUCAGUUUCUCACUAAAAGAUGACAAAUGUGCUUCAUACAGAGGCUCAAACCUGCUGUUAAAACACUAUUUUAAAUGUUAAAAAUAACAUAUGCAUUCUGUGGCUUAAGGUUGACCUAAAAUCUUAAUUCUUCUUUCUUCAUGUGCAAUUAAAUGUUAGCUAUAAUGCGACUGCAGCUACCAAAAAGCAUAAAAUACACUAGUGUGCUUUUCUAGUUACCCUACAUUUAACAGGAAAACAGCCGUGGAUAUGCACGGUUAGUGCCAUUUUUUAUUUUCAUGAAUCUUAUAGUCUUAAGAUUUAAGCACAAAUAUUUAAAGUAUUGCCAAAAAAUAACGUGAAAAUUGUCAUAAGCACAACAACGAUGAAUGUAUGCACUAUUAUUAUGCUGAAUGUAUAUUUGUGCUUAUGUCAUCGCACAUGUGACGAAGCUGAAGAACAACAGAAGCACACAGAUUUUAAAAAUACGGACAAAGCACAAGCAGCUAAGUGGUUAAUAUGCAAACAAGUAGGUGUGAUGGUGCACCUACUAAAAUGUAUCUUUUUCUCUAUGCAGUCUGGUAGAUUCAUGACUUUUUGGGUUGUGGGCCAUUAAUUGGAAGCACUUUAAUUAUUUAUGCUGCUCCCUUAUUUCCCAUGAGCGUCACCACAGCGGAUGGAUCCGGCUUACACGACCCUUCCAUUUAUUUUGGUUUGGCACGCCAUUAGGAGUACAAUAGCCUGGGUCUGUUCUGGAUUGGGGGAGCCACAUUCCAAGCCUUUUCUUAAGCCUGAUAUUACUGAUAUAAGGACAUGUUUUCAGAGGUGUGAAGAAAGAUCCCCGGUUCGAGACCAGAAGAAGACUCCAAUCCAUUUGAGGUUGUGCCUGGAAGGUUAUUCUGUGUAUGGAUCAGCUGUGGCAAUCUCUCGUUAAUAAGAGAGCAGCAGAAAGAAUCUAAGACACAUACAGCCACGUGCAAUCUCCAAAUGCCAUAAAACAACAUUAUAAAAGGGUUUAAUUCACUCUUAUUGCCAAACUGGGUGUUGUUGGAGAAAAGGACUGCAGAUGUUUGGUUUUAGUAACCAUGUUUUCAAAGCCUUAAACCUUCAGAUGUCUUGCUUUUCUACUUCAUGUAGCAUAUUAAAGAAAAUUGGACCUCAGUUGUAGGACAUGCUAAUGGUGAUGGUUGGUUUUGGGUGACCAAACCUUUGAUCUUUUAUUGGUUUAAUCUCACGUUUGGCUCGGAUAACGUGUCUGUCUGGUAGUUUACUGUAUUUAAAGGUUCAGGUGCUAGAAUUAUACUGUAUGUGGUGCUGGUGGGACUUUGGUAUUUUAUUUUUGGGGCACAACACUGAAUCUGAAGUUUCUGUGCAUAAAGACAACUGAUCUUAAAAACCUCCUACAGUGUGAGUUUCUGAUUGUAAAACUGGGAUAAUUAUUUUAAAUAAGAAUGUGAUUAAAACAUUUGUCUGUGAACAAAAUGUAUAGUGGUUUUCUAU
Messenger RNA from Pelmatolapia mariae (spotted tilapia), 2735 nucleotides. RefSeq names its product aquaporin-11-like. Gene Ontology annotation, biological process: transmembrane transport. Gene Ontology annotation, molecular function: channel activity. The record is from RefSeq and is a predicted model, not a curated record. The transcript has 3 exons. Lineage: Eukaryota; Metazoa; Chordata; Actinopteri; Cichliformes; Cichlidae. The coding region runs from base 158 to 970 and encodes 270 amino acids. Gene Ontology annotation, cellular component: cytoplasm; membrane.